Mangifera indica (mango) is the source of this 2056-nucleotide messenger RNA. RefSeq names its product protein MID1-COMPLEMENTING ACTIVITY 1-like. The transcript is spliced from 9 exons. NCBI's taxonomy places the organism in Eukaryota, Viridiplantae, Streptophyta, Magnoliopsida, Sapindales, Anacardiaceae. The record is from RefSeq and is a predicted model, not a curated record. Gene Ontology annotation, biological process: cell surface receptor signaling pathway. Bases 479 to 1711 code for a protein of 410 amino acids.
GUUUGGCGAAAUGGAUGGCAGUGUGUGCCUGAACCAAAUGGAGAGACAAAAAUGCACCGAAACUGUGACCAAUAAAAGAUAGAGAUAUAGCUUGAGACUGAGAUUGGACUUUGGACUCCAAAUCCAUUCGCUGAAUUGAAGAAGAAGAAGAAGAAGAAUCUGCCUUCUGCGCAAAGCAAUGUCUCUUAGUCGCAGGAUUCAGUGCUCUUCUUCUCUUUCCGGAUUUUGAAUAUUCAAAAUAACUUGGGAGUUGAUGACUGAUAUCUCCACUGUGAAUCUUUUAGUGGAUUUUCUGAAGCAUCAGUGAUCUUGAUACACAGUCUGAGCGCCAUGGCUGGAGAGAUCGUAAGCUCAGAUCUUCCUUUUUGAACACUGCAACUGGAGAAAGAUUUAGCAAGUAUAGAUGUUCUAAUUGUCCUGAAACACUUGGCUAAGAACUGAGAAGAGUUCAUUUGUGCAGCUAGAUAGUGGUACAAAGAUGUCAACUUGGGAGCAUUUGGGAGAGAUGGCGACCGUGGCCCAACUCACGGGCACUGAUGCGGUUCGACUGAUAGGAAUGAUAGUAAAAGCUGCAACUACUGCUAGAAUGCAUAAAAAGAACUGCAGGCAAUUUGCGCAGCAUCUGAAAUUGAUAGGGAACUUGUUGGAGCAGCUCAAGAUCUCAGAGCUUAAGAAAUACCCGGAGACACGAGAGCCUUUGGAACAGCUUGAGGAUGCCCUUAGAAGGUCUUACAUUUUAGUAAACAGUUGUCAGGACCGGAGCUAUCUGUAUCUCCUUGCCAUGGGGUGGAACGUUGUGUACCAGUUUCGAAGGGCGCAGAACGAGAUUGAUCGAUAUUUGAAGAUUAUUCCUCUUAUUACUCUUGUUGAUAAUGCUCGAGUGAGGGAGAGACUGGAAGAUAUUGAGAAGGAUCAACGCGAAUACACAUUCGAUGAGGAGUACCAAAAGUUGCAAACUGCUAUCCUGCAAAGGGAACCUUCAAAACAUGAAACUAUGGUUCUUAAAAAGUCUAUAUCUUCUUCCUACCCAAACAUGGGGUUUAAUGAAGCAUUGAAAAAGGAAAAUGAAAAGCUUCAACGAGAAUUACAGCUAUCACAAGCUAAUAUGGAUGUGCAGCAGUUUGAAGUGAUUCAGCGUUUGAUUGAUGUUACAGAAACCGUUGCAGCAGGUCCUCUUCCGGAAGAGAGUUCACCGAAAAAAGUUUUUAAGAAAGUAGAGGACACCUAUUCUGAUGCUGAUAGUGAGAAACAUUAUUCAUAUAAUGAGCACUCUCCUAAAAAAAUCGAUUCUCGCGCGACUUCAAGAAGCACAUCUUCAGUUUCAUCAGGACAGGAUCUACUGUCAAGAAGGGGCUCUUAUCAGCAUGAAGAAUGGCAUACUGAUCUGCUUGGCUGUUGUUCUGAACCUCUUCUGUGUAUAAGGACAUUAUUCUAUCCUUGUGGCACAUUUUCAAAGAUUGCAACUGUGGCGAAUAACAGGCACAUGUCUUCUGCAGAAGCAUGUAAUGAUCUCAUGGCAUACUCUUUGAUAUUAUCAUGCUGUUGCUACACUUGUUGUGUUAGAAGGAAGCUUCGUAAGACAUUAAACAUCACGGGUGGGUUUAUUGAUGAUUUUUUGUCACAUUUGAUGUGUUGCUGCUGUGCUCUUGUCCAAGAAUGGCGAGAAGUGGAAAUCCGAGGCAUCUACAGUAUGUCCCAUGCUAGAGCUUAAUUUUUUUUUGGUCCUGAGAAGACAAAAACAAGCCCUCCACCCGCACAAUACAUGGAAUCGUAAUGACCAAAAGAAAGCUCAUUUAGCUGCUGCUUGGAGAUUCAUCAACUUCCAAUCUUCAAUAGAGGCAACGGCUGGUUGCCACUGUCAUAUAAAAUUUGUAUUGAGAAUGCUUCUGCACCAUGAAUUCACCUCUAUGUAAAGUAAUAUCCAGAUUUCACACAUGUAUGGUGUAUUAUAGACUAAUUUUUUCAAGGUAUAGUGUUUUGAGUUAAUCACUUGGAUUUCUGUACUCUUGUCAGACUAACCAAAUUGACUUGAAACAUCAAAGCCCAUUUUUUCAUA